UUGAGUGGGGAAAACGAGUGUGAUAGAGAGAGAGAGGCAGAGAGAUUGAGUGGGGGGAAACUCAGAGAGAUAUCGAAAGACAGAUUGAGUGAGAGGGAGUCACGAUUACGAUAUAGGGAACGAGACAGAGAGCUGAGAAUCGUUACACAAGUCGACGUAGUGCAGGCGACAGGGAGAGACAGAGGUAAGAAGCAGGUAAGAAGGAAGAAGGAGAGAGAGUGGGAGGUGAGGGGAUAGCCAGGCGGCGAUCAUGAGAACCUGAGGCUGGGCGAGAGAGAGAGAGAGAGAGAGAGAGGUAGGAAAGGGGGAGAGGGCGUUGGCAAAGACGACAGACACGCGGUGAGGGCAAACGGGGAAACGGCCAUGUCCCGGGAGACACCGCCCCCGCCCUCCGACAUCCCCCGCAACCUCAGCUACAUCGCCAGCCUCUACGAGAGAGCUUUCUACGCCUCGCAGAGCCCCAGCGCAGAGGAGGAGGAGGAGGAGGAAGAGGAGGAGGAGAGGGGGAGGGGCAGGCUGACAGUGACAAGAAGGAGGAGGCCCAGGGCUCGCUCACUCCCAGCUAGGCCCGACGCCGGCCGCAGCAGGAGCCCCGACACACGCAAGAGGGUGCGUUUCGCCGACUCGCUGGGCCUGGAGCUGACCUCCGUCCGCAGCUUCAGCCGCUAUGAGGCGCCGCGCGUGCCAGGCCACGUACAGGCCAAGCUCCAGAGGGACGCCAUCCGCCAUUUUCAAAGCCACUGCGGAGGACUGGCCUUCAAG
This is a messenger RNA of Chiloscyllium plagiosum (whitespotted bambooshark), 762 nucleotides long. The record is from RefSeq and is a predicted model, not a curated record. NCBI's taxonomy places the organism in Eukaryota, Metazoa, Chordata, Chondrichthyes, Orectolobiformes, Hemiscylliidae.